This is a messenger RNA of Hippopotamus amphibius kiboko, 774 nucleotides long. RefSeq names its product high mobility group box 3 (gene HMGB3). Gene Ontology annotation, biological process: regulation of transcription by RNA polymerase II. The transcript is spliced from 5 exons. The record is from RefSeq and is a predicted model, not a curated record. Gene Ontology annotation, molecular function: DNA binding, bending. Lineage: Eukaryota; Metazoa; Chordata; Mammalia; Artiodactyla; Hippopotamidae. Gene Ontology annotation, cellular component: nucleus. The coding region runs from base 158 to 763 and encodes 201 amino acids.
CCGCCGCCGCCGCAGAAGCAGCGUCCGCACAACUUUCCGGCCCGCGGCGCCGCGAGCGCGCUCCGCCGCCGCCCCCUGCCUCUCCUCCGCGCGCCCUUCCCGCCCCCUUCGCCUCCCCUCUUGCUAGGUGCGGGAAGGAAGGAGCGAUUCAGUCAAGAUGGCUAAAGGUGAUCCCAAGAAACCAAAGGGCAAGAUGUCUGCUUAUGCCUUCUUUGUGCAGACAUGCAGAGAGGAACAUAAGAAGAAAAACCCUGAGGUUCCUGUCAAUUUUGCAGAGUUUUCCAAGAAGUGCUCUGAGAGGUGGAAGACGAUGUCUGGGAAAGAGAAGUCUAAAUUUGAUGAAAUGGCAAAGGCAGAUAAAGUGCGCUAUGAUCGGGAAAUGAAGGAUUAUGGACCAGCUAAGGGAGGCAAGAAGAAGAAGGACCCUAAUGCCCCCAAGAGGCCACCGUCUGGAUUUUUCCUGUUCUGUUCCGAAUUCCGCCCCAAGAUCAAAUCUACAAACCCCGGCAUCUCUAUUGGAGAUGUGGCAAAGAAGCUGGGUGAGAUGUGGAAUAACUUAAGUGACAGCGAGAAGCAGCCAUACAUCAACAAGGCAGCAAAGCUGAAGGAGAAGUAUGAGAAGGAUGUCGCAGAUUAUAAGUCUAAAGGGAAGUUUGAUGGUGCCAAGGGUCCUGCUAAAGUUGCCCGGAAAAAGGUGGAAGAGGAAGAUGAAGACGACGAGGAGGACGAGGAGGAGGAGGAGGAGGAGGAGGAGGAUGAAUAAAAAAAACUGUU